GUCGCGCGCAUCGAGAGGUUGAACAUUUUGGGAGCGCAGUCAAUUGUGCCACUUGCUUCAACUCCAUCCUCCAAUUCCAAACAUCAACACUCGACGACUUUUCUGCGGCCGAUUGCGCAAACACGCGAUUUCCGAGACUCGAAUCAACCAAAUAUCUCGAUAACAAACCAAAAAGAAGCAAAAUGGGCAAGAAGAAGCGCGGACACCCGGACAUUGAAGAGCUCCUGGCCCGGCCGUGGUGCUACUACUGCGAGAGAGACUUUGAGGAUCUGAAGCUCCUGAUCUCCCAUCAGAAAGCGAAGCACUUCAAAUGUGAACGAUGUGGCAAACGAUUGAACACCGCCGGUGGUCUCUCUGUUCACAUGAACCAAGUCCACAAGGAAAAUCUGACCAGCGUCGAGAAUGCUCUGGCUAACCGGCAAGGACUCGACAUCGAGAUCUUCGGCAUGGAGGGCGUCCCUGAGGACAUCAUCCAGCAACAUAACCAGCGCAUCAUCCAGAACUUCUACACAGCCCAGGCGGAGCGACAGGCUGCUACUGGAAAUCCACCAAGGGGGCUGUCCGGUGGACAAGGUCCGACCAAGAAGAUCAAGAUCGAGACUCCCGAGGAGAUCAAGAAGCGGCUGGCAGAGCAUCGCGCAAAGGUUGCCGCUCAAAAGGAAGCGAUUGCAAAUGGCACCCCCCUCCCAGUUGUUGCCCCAGCCAAUGGCCCAAGUCCAUCUCAGGUUGCUUCUCCUUUCCCUCCACCGCAGCCAGGUUUCCCAUAUCCUGCAGGAGCCCCAGCAUACCCUCCUGUUACUUACUCCCCCGGGGCAGCCCCUGGCGCUUUUGGCAGCCUCCCGGCGAGACCUCCAAGUGGUGGCCCGAUCCCUUCGGCACUCCCGCAGAGACCUUCUUACCCGUACCCCGGUGGUGUGGCCCCUCCUGGCUUCCCAGGUGCUUCACCAGUCGACGAAUCUGCGGCCAAUGCCGGUAGAGCACCCGGUGGCGAUGAUAUCGAUCAGCUGAUAAGGAUGGCUGAGGCGGGCAUCAAACCGGCCAAGAACGGAGACGAGCAGCCAGCCCCGACAGAGAAGAAGAAGAAGGGGAUGCGGAUGGUGUACGAUGACACCGAGGUCAGUCCCGAGGAGAAGAUGGCCUUGCUGCCAAGAUAUCGGUGGGUUGAGGAGGCGGCGGCGUGA
Molecule: messenger RNA, 1181 nt
Organism: Podospora bellae-mahoneyi
Lineage: Eukaryota; Fungi; Ascomycota; Sordariomycetes; Sordariales; Podosporaceae
Exons: 4
Coding region: 183-1181 (332 amino acids)
Cellular component (GO): nucleus
Molecular function (GO): DNA binding
Source: RefSeq, a predicted model, not a curated record